Paramecium sonneborni is the source of this 639-nucleotide messenger RNA. NCBI's taxonomy places the organism in Eukaryota, Ciliophora, Oligohymenophorea, Peniculida, Parameciidae. The record is from the annotation of a GenBank genome assembly.
AUGAAAAAGUAAUUUCAAUUCUAAAAGAAAAAUAAAGAAUGGCAAUAAGAAUUUUAAGACAUCGAUGAUCAAUCAGUACUAGAAAAGAUUUAAUUGCCUCCUUCUGAAGAUGAAGAAUAACCAAUUAAAUAAAAAGUAGAAAUAUAAUAAGAGAAUUAAUAAGAGGAAAAUGAAAUAGAAAUAGUAGAAGAAAAAGAAAUGAUAAAUGAACAAACUAAUUAAAAAUCGAAAAAAAUUGAAUGGUUAGAUUCAGAUAUUGAAGGACUUGAUGACAUAGAUGAUGAAGAAGAAUAAAUAGAUGAUGCUUCUGAUAUUGAUCAUGAUUAGAAAACUAUUUUUGUCUAAGGACUUCCUUUGAAAAUAAGUGAUAAAGAGAUUGCUGAUUUCUUUUCUAAAUUUGGUACAAUAGUUUCAAUAGAAAUACCUCGUAAUGAAGGGUCUUAAUUUACUAAAAGAAGGGCAUUUAUUGAAUUUAGUACAUUAAGUGAAGCACAAAGUGUUGCUAUGCUUGAUUUAGAAUUAAAAGGAUAUACUUUAAAAAUUAGAAUUGGUCUUUAAUAAAAAGAAUAAAAUAAUUCUUUAGAUAAAAAUCAUAAGAAAUAGAUGAGUAGAAGUAGAAGUAGAAGUUAAUCAAAAUGA